AUGCUUUCAACUCAUCAACCAGCAGUUGUUGUGCCCAAAGAAGAGUCUGUCCAACAGUUUGACUUUUUCGAGGCUCUUUCUCUCACUCCACAGAAGGAGCCAUUCACAAUAGGCACCGAGGAGCUCCUCUCCGGGCCUGUCACUGUUUUCCACCCGAUCGAUCCGAUCACGCCGAAAUCAACUCCUCCUUUGGCAACGCCGGUUCCCAAAGCCGCAAGCACCACUAAUAUUGAAACCACUUCGAAUUCGCAGCCGACUAUCAAAAAACCUGCCAAAAUGUCGCGCCAGGCGUCGAAAGCUCUCGUCAAAUGCAGCGAGCUCUGUCAUGUCGUUGCUGCUAACGGAGAUCGCACCUCCGUUCGCAUGCUCGAAUAUCUGACGACAGUCAAGCAACUUUCAACAAACUUCGAUCGUUUAGCGCACUUGUUCCUUGAUACCUGCCAAAUUCUGUUUUCCAUCGAAGCUGGCCUCGCAGAAUGUGGACGCUCGACUCCCGAACUACCACCCGAUGUGGUUGUAGAACUGGACAAGAAGCUCCGGGUUGCUCAGUCAGACUUCAAUAUCCUAGAUCAGAUGCUCAGCAAGCUCCUAGAAUAUGAGCGCAAGGGCACCAUGGGAAAGAUGAGACGCGGAUGGGGCAAGAUAUUCGGAGACACAGACGUCGACAAAAUGACGUCGGUUCUCGAACGCACAAAAGAAGGCCUCAGAAUGAGCGCGCUGUUGUUCCAGUGGACCUUGGGUACCGAAAAGAUUGAACGCGGUAUGGGUAUUGGGUUUACUGGACUGGCUGCGGCAUUGGAUAGGCUUGACGACAACUCCGGUCGCGUUAAGGUGAAGGCUUCCGAGCCGGACCUGUCGCGUCAUCGUCCGUCUCCUUUGAAUCAUGGGUUGCUGGCUGUUGAUGGACAGCAUCAGCAAAUGCUAGCUUCUUCGGCUGCGUGGAGCGAAAGAUCGUCUUCUCGCCGCCCUGACUCUAGCUUAGGAAACAAGCCCUUCCCAGCUUCGCGUGGCCCGUCCGACGACAUUCUUCACCACUAUAGCAUGACUACCCCAAGCUCGAUAAUAUCUAACGAGAGAGCGAACUCUGCCGUUGUCCCAGCUUUUGACCGAGCUAGUACCAUUGGAGAUGCAUCUUCGCACACCGGCACUACAGAGUCAGAUGCGCUCCUAGAGGAAUUGGCUGGUAUGGAACUUGGAAAGUCAAAGGCCGUCAGGCUCAAGGUUGAUCCAUUUACAAUGCCACGCUGGACGCCUCGCAGCACGGGAGGCUCAGAUGCCGAGAAUCUCAGAGGCAGCAUUGUCUCCGCUGUUCGUGGAAAGAAUCAUAAGUUGAUCGAGCAGUUGCUGGAUAGAGGAGUGCCUCCCCAUGCCGCCCUGACGGAGGCUGUAAAUCUCCAUGAUUCCGAAAGUAUUCGACUCCUGCUUCUCUUCGGAGCAGACCCCAACGAAGCAGACGCAGCUGGUAUCACGCCGCUCUUUGCAGCUGUCCAGAAGAUGUUUUUCUCUGGAGCAAUUACCCUUCUCAAGUACGGAGCGGACCCGAAUCUCUUGGCCGGGGCGGAGUUGGAAUCUCCGCUCACAUCCGCCAUCACGACCAAUAAAGUCAGCUUGUCGCAUCUCAUGCUAAUGUACGGUGGCGAUUUGUCACAAGCUACUCCGAAUGGCAACACGCUGCUCAUUGCAUCGAUCAACAAGAAAACACCAAAGAGGAUGAUUGACAUUCUACUCCACUACGGGGUCGAUCCAAACGAGAAGAACAGGGAAGGCAAGACGGCCCUCUUCGAGGCAAUCAACGCUGGUCGGGUUGACAUUGUGAGCAGUCUUUUAAGCCACGGAGCGGAUCCGAACCUCCCUGGUCCUAAACAUAUGCUUUGGCCGGCUGCACACCAGACGCCUUGCCUACAACUGCUUCUUAGCCACGGUGCCGACCAUAAGAGAUGUCCCGGUAUCAUGGAAUUGGCAACCAGUCUCAACAAUAUCGAGGCUGUCCGCGUGCUCUUGAAAGCUGGAGUGGACCCUAAUGCCAAGAAGGACGGUGUUUAUACUCCCCUUUGCACGUCAAUUCGCGACAAUAGAAUGGACAUAUUCCAGUUACUGCUCAGCAGUGGCGCUGAUCCAAACGUCUCGGCCAUCGAGUAUCCUGCUUUCAAGUGCGUUACGCAUAAUCGUGUCCACCUACUGCCACCACUUGUGACUGCAGGUGCAGACUUGCAUUCUCCCAAAGGAAUCAUGGAGACGGCAGUCAGCUCGAACAAUAUGGAAGCGCUGUCGUGGCUGUUGGAUCAGGGCCUUGAUCCAAAUGAGAGAACUCCCAAGGGAUACUCCCCCCUGACAACCGCCAUUCGGGAAACCCGCAUGGAAAUGAUUGAAGUCCUGCUUGCCAGAGGAGCUGACCCCAACAAGCGAGGUCAAGAUUGGCCAGUGUGCAUGGCAGUGCGAAGCCCACCAAUUCUUAGGCGCAUCCUGUCGGUACUUGCUGAGCCACGCGCAUACAAAGGUGUCUUGGAAAUGGCAGUGGCGGCAGGUCAGAUUGAGUCUGUCAAGCUGUUGCUCGCAGCAGGUGUUUCGGUAGAGGAUAAGAAUGGCGGAGUUUUCUCUCCAUUGACCACGGCUAUUCGUGAAGACAUGAAAGAGAUGGUCGAAUUCCUCAUCACCGAUGGCCAUGCAGAUCUAAAUGCUCCUGGUGAGCAUCUCCCCAUUGUCAAGGCCGUCAGAAGGUGUCGUGGCGACGAUACCGAAAUUCUGGAAAUGCUCCUCAACAAGGGCGCCAAUCCCAACAAGGUGUACCGCGGCUGGAACGCUUUCAUGCAGGCCGUCGAAAAUGGCGAUAUGAGAAUACUAAAACUAUUAAGUAGCAAGUUCAGCGUUGACCUAGAGGCCAGGGAUGAUCAGGGGCGAAACGUCAUUGACAUUGCCUCCUCUCGAGGCUGGGAAGAGGCGGUUAAUAUUCUGCUGGAGGGUAAUUUCAGACUUUAA
Molecule: messenger RNA, 2976 nt
Organism: Trichoderma aggressivum f. europaeum
Lineage: Eukaryota; Fungi; Ascomycota; Sordariomycetes; Hypocreales; Hypocreaceae
Exons: 1
Coding region: 1-2976 (991 amino acids)
Molecular function (GO): protein binding
Source: RefSeq, a predicted model, not a curated record